GCUUUCUCAGUUCAUUUAUCUGCUCUUUCUUUGUUAUUCUGUUCGUAAUGGAGGAUACUUCAGCAACACAUGGUAACCAUGACGUGGUUUUAGAUGUAAACAAGGAUGUCUCUAGAACAACUCAAGACUCGCGCUCUUGUGUUAAUGUUUCUUUCCUGCAGAAGUUGGUGGCGGAGACAGUGGGCACAUAUUUCUUGAUAUUUGCGGGGUGUGGUUCAGUGGUGGUGAACAAGAACAACGACAACAUCGUAACUCUUCCUGGGAUAGCAAUUACGUGGGGACUGGUUGUCAUGGUGCUCGUUUACUCUGUUGGUCACAUCUCUGGUGCCCAUUUCAAUCCUGCUGUCACCAUUGCUUUUACCUCCAUCGGAAGGUUUCCAUUGAAGCAGGUGCCAGUUUAUGUAAUAGCUCAGGUUGCUGGAUCCACACUUGCAAGCGGGAGUCUGAGACUAAUAUUCAAUGGCAAGCAUGACCAUUUUUCAGGAACACUCCCAACAGGGUCUCACCUCCAAUCUUUUGUCAUUGAAUUCAUAAUCACUUUUUUCCUUAUGUUUGUCGUAUCCGGAGUUGCCACCGAUAACAGAGCGAUCGGUGAGUUGGCCGGGAUUGCUGUUGGAUCCACUGUGCUGUUGAAUGUGAUGUUUGCAGGGCCAGUGUCAGGAGCAUCAAUGAACCCAGCAAGAAGCAUAGGGCCUGCGUUUGUACACAAUGAAUACCAUGCAAUAUGGAUAUACUUAGUGGCUCCAACUUUGGGGGCUGUGGCUGGUGCAUGGGUCUACAACACAAUUAGAUACACAGACAAGUCACUGCGUGAGAUCACCAAGAGUGCCUCUUUCCUUAAAAGCAGAGAGUAGUGGCUUAAGCAAUUUGUGGACUAGAAUGUUAUUUAGAGGGGUGUGGAUUUUGCAAAGUAGUUUCUCUCCAUUUUGUUUCAGGCCAGAGUAGAGGAGUGGAGUAUGCAUUGUUGCAAACACAUCCAAAUAAAUAAUAAA
Cajanus cajan (pigeon pea) is the source of this 992-nucleotide messenger RNA. RefSeq names its product nodulin-26. Gene Ontology annotation, molecular function: channel activity. Lineage: Eukaryota; Viridiplantae; Streptophyta; Magnoliopsida; Fabales; Fabaceae. Gene Ontology annotation, cellular component: membrane. Gene Ontology annotation, biological process: transmembrane transport. The record is from RefSeq and is a predicted model, not a curated record.